CAGCAGUAUCGGCUGCGCAUCCUAGCGAACAUCUCGAGCAUCUCCCCUCAACUUUUGUUCCACCAGUACCCUCCAAUUCUUCGAGCUUUGCCGACUCUUUGAAUCACACCUACCUCAUUCGCAAUCGAACGACGAACCGGACCAAAAAAUAAUACCAAAAUGGCCCCCAAACGCAGCGUCUCUUCCCAAAGAGCAGCCGCCGCUGCCUCUGAACCCGCCCACCUCCCCUCCUCGCCCGCAGGACCGACUGCCGCCGCGGCGAUCCCAGGCACCAUGACCUCGCAGCCCAAGGCCGGCCCCAAGGGCGUGUCUUCCGGCGCCCAGAACUGGGACCAGGUCCUCACUAACAUCUACAACCACUACGUCAAGAACACGCCGCAACGCACAAAGCUGAUUGACGCCUUCAUGGCCUUCCUGGUUGUUGUUGGUGGGCUGCAAUUCUUGUACUGCGUUAUUGCUGGCAACUUUCCUUUCAACGCCUUCCUCUCUGGCUUCUCUGCUACCGUUGGGCAAUUUGUCCUCACUGCUUCCUUGCGCAUCCAGACCACCGAGGCCAACAAGUCUGAUUUCCCCUCCGUAUCACCUGAGAGAGCGUUCGCCGAUUACGUCGCAUGCAGCUUGAUCCUUCACUUCUUCUGCGUCAACUUCAUAAACUAAGUCUCCGCUCAGGGGUUGCAGGCACGAUGUUUAAAUGAAUAAAAAAAGGGAUGGGUUUCUCAAGUUAAGGCCUGAGUACAAUGCAGAGAGUUAGACAUGUUCGGUACACUAUCGAAGCCAUGCCCGAACCCAAUGGGCAGCAGCAGCAGCAGCAGCAGCACGCGGGACGAAUCAAGCCAAUGUACAUUAUACAAGCAGGCGUUGUAUCAUCAGCA
Colletotrichum navitas is the source of this 872-nucleotide messenger RNA. Its product is annotated as DAD family-domain-containing protein. Lineage: Eukaryota; Fungi; Ascomycota; Sordariomycetes; Glomerellales; Glomerellaceae. Gene Ontology annotation, biological process: protein N-linked glycosylation. Gene Ontology annotation, cellular component: membrane; oligosaccharyltransferase complex. The transcript is spliced from 4 exons. The coding region runs from base 160 to 657 and encodes 165 amino acids. The record is from RefSeq and is a predicted model, not a curated record.